GGCGGCGGUGCGGUGAUUUAGCCGGAGCUGCGAUGCAUUUAACAGCAUUGAAUAUUGUUCAAUAACGGAAAAGCGGUUUAUUGUAAUUUUAGAUCCGGUGCAUUUUAAGUUCUUUACAUAUUAAGAGCAGUGCACUUGAAAUAAAGUUUUAUUUGGGCGAUACUUUCUAUUCAGCUGUAAGUUAAGCCAAUAAAGUAUUUUCAAUGUAAGAAAGGUCUACAAAAGUCACACAAACAUAACCAUGAGCGCCGCCGAUAUAAAUAAAGUAGACAACGAAGAUGACAACAAAACCCUGGAUAAGUUGCAAAUUGAGGCAGAGGAAAAGGAAAUGAUGUUGAAAGUGGAACAUCUCGCCGACGACGAUGUAGAACUCCGCCACGACGAAGGCCCAGUCAAGACGGCGCUCUCUGGGGAUAUCACGGAACAAGGGCGUGAAGUUAAACCAAAAUUCAUACCAAUUGGCGCCAUUAAAAUGCCCGGUUUCUUUACAAGAAAUUCUGACAGGGAAAAGUCUAAGGAAGAGGAAGCAAUUGAAAAAGACACUGAUAAUGAAAAGAACCUGGACAAAGCUGAUGAUGAAGCCAAAUCCAAACAGCGCUUCCAGUUUUUACAAGCUUACCCGUUUACCAAGUUUCUUAAGCAGACUCCAAAGAAAAAUGAGGGUGAAAAUCCUGGACAGAAAAAACGUUUAGGAAUAUUCAAUGUGAUGUAUCCAAAAAUGUUUCAAAGACGUCCUGCAGAGGCUGCUGAAGCCACCCUCGCAUCUAUGGAGACUUUGGAAGAUAAAGUUGACACCCCUAAUGAUGGAAUGGAGACUGUCAAACUGGAUGUGGCUGAUGAACAAGAUGGAAAAGUAGCCACAAGACUGCCACUAAAAGAAAGAAUUCGGCAGAAGAAGUUCAUUAUAGAUGAUUUAAUGGUGUGCGGAGUGACCGUGCUGGUGUUGCUAGCGGUCAUCAUCGGGAUAGUGAUCGGCGCCCGCUCCGGCCCGCCCCUGGAGCGCCCGCUGCGGCUCGGUCGCUUCAUAACUACACAGACUUCUUGCGGACUAGUUGAAGGUAUUCUCGAUGAUGGGGUCUACAAUUUCUUCGGGAUACCUUAUGCUACUCCUCCAGUGGAUGAAAAGAGGUUCACUUAUGCACAACCCUUGAAUAAAUUAUCGAUGUGUUGGAACGGUACUCUGGAAUGCUACGAACCGGCUCCUCUGUGUCUACAGUUUUUGGAAAAUGGGACCACGGUGGGCCACGAAGACUGCUUAACUCUGGACGUAGUCACCCCUCAUGUGAGAUACGACUCCCCGCUGCCGGUCGUCGUGCUGAUAGGUGCCAACACGCUAGCGGGCGGCAUCAGUCCCGCUCAACCGUCCGCUAUGUACGCGCGUACAAAGGAAGUCGUUUUCGUUCGGCCUAAUUUCAGACUCGGUUCUUUCGGGUUUUUAGCUCUAGAUAUCCUAUCUAACUCGAAAUAUCCGCCGACAUCCGGCAACUACGGUCUCAGUGAUUUGAUCGUGGCGCUGCAGUGGAUUCAAAAUAAUAUUAAACAUUUCGGAGGCGAUCCAGAAUCCGUAACACUGUUCGGGCAUAGAGCCGGGGCGACCCUGACCGCCGCUCUGACGACCGUACUGAACGCCCACAAACUGUACUCCCGCGUGUGGCUCUCGUCGCCGUCCGUCAUAUUCCCCGGGAAACCUUUGGAGCAAACUCAAAAGGACAACGACCAGUUCAAACAGAUCAGCAAGUGCUACGACGUCGACUGCCUGCGUCGCUUGCCGCAGCUGGCGGUGUUGAGCGCGACGCCCGACACGUGGCUGGGGAGCGAUGUGAGCACCCUGCCGACCUCCGACGAAAUCAAACGGUCGUGGCUAGUGCUCGACGGAAAGUACCUCCGGACUCACGCCUACGAACGUUGGGACGCCCUGAGGGAAGCUAAGAAUAUCGGCAAAGAGAAGUUGUUCAAACCGAUGGUGUUCGGCACGACGGAACACUCCGGGCACUCGGAACUGCUGAGAAUGAAGCACCUGAAUUGGACAGCCGAAAUCGUGGAAAGGAUGGUAAACGAGAGCUACCUCGGACAGAAGAACUUGACGGCGGAGGUGUUCGCGCUGUUCGACAAGUCGUACGCGGGGCUGGUGGAGCUGGUGUCGGCCGUGCGCACGCUGUGCCCGCUGGUGAGCCUGGCGCGCCUGCGCCUGCGCGCGCCGCUGUACGUGGCGCUGGGCGCGGGCGCGGGCGGCGGCGCGGCGGGCACGGGGCUGGCGGCCGUGGACUCGGACGUGCAGGCCAUCCUCGGCAGCUUCGACUCCGUCAUGCCGGAGCAGCGCCGCUUCAUGGCGGCCAUCCAGCAGCUGUUCUACUACUACGUGUGGAACGGACGCCUGCCGGCCGAGCACGACCUCAUCGCCGUGGGGCAGGACGCGCUGCCGCUGCGCGGCCUGCCGCAGUGCGACCUGCUCAUACAGAAGGACGUGGUGCCGCGGCACGCGCACGUCGAUUGAGUAAACACUCCAAUCAAUCCGAAUAUCUUUACUUUUCGUUGUGUGUCAUUUUAAACUUCUGUAUUAAUUUUUUAUCUAACUGAUCUUUUUAAAGGUUUGAUCUUUUUCUUGUAAAACUAGCUUUCUCUGUACUUACGAUACUCGCGUUCGCCGCUCGGUCCGUAGGGGCACGCUGUAUUAAUCUCUAUGAUACUCAGAUAGUUUUUUUAUACUGAGCUCAGUUCAGUAUUGUCUUCGAUUUUUCUAGGAAUAAUUUAAUAACCGAUACUGAUAUGGACGUUAUUCAAUAAGGUCCAUUAUCGUAAGUCUUUAUCGGUUGAUAAGACCGGUAAAGGGUUGAUAACCAAAUAAGACUGAUUUUCGAAACCAUCAAAUGCAAUGAUCUCAUGUCAACAUUUAACCAGUCGCGUAAGUGUAAUUUAUACCACCUGAAUGAAAAUUAAUGUAAUACUUGUAGUUAGUUUUAUUACUUUUAUAACAUAGGGUAUACUCAUUGUAAAAUAGAUUGAUAAGAGUCAAAACUCAAAAAUGUUUAAAAUAGUGAUUCCAAAAACAAAGACCCCAAUUUAGUCUUUAGUAGUGUAAUAAGAUAAUAUUCAUAUCUUCAAUAAUAGUGAUUUACUUUAAAGUCUGAUGAUCCAAAGAAUAAAAUGUGGAUAAUUUUCUACUGAUUUAUGAUAAU
This is a messenger RNA of Maniola jurtina (meadow brown), 3176 nucleotides long. RefSeq names its product neurotactin (gene Nrt). NCBI's taxonomy places the organism in Eukaryota, Metazoa, Arthropoda, Insecta, Lepidoptera, Nymphalidae. Bases 242 to 2494 code for a protein of 750 amino acids. The transcript is spliced from 7 exons. The record is from RefSeq and is a predicted model, not a curated record.